Ordospora colligata OC4 is the source of this 5385-nucleotide messenger RNA. RefSeq names its product putative ABC-like lipid transport protein. Lineage: Eukaryota; Fungi; Microsporidia; Ordosporidae. The coding region runs from base 1 to 5385 and encodes 1794 amino acids. The record is from RefSeq and is a predicted model, not a curated record. Gene Ontology annotation, molecular function: ATP hydrolysis activity; ATP binding. The transcript has a single exon.
AUGAUACAGACGAGUGUUGUUACAAAUGUUAAAAAUCAAAAUAUAGAUGGAUUAGAAGAUGAAGAACUAGAUGGACAUAUUGAAGGAUCUGACAGAAUGGAUGAUACGGUGGCGAUCGAGAUGGAACGUAUUGAUGAGACUUAUGAGAUCAAGAAUUCAUAUGCAAGGGAUCGAAAGAAGCCAGCGCAUCUUCUUGAUGGGCAUAUGUUUGUGAAACGUGGGGAAGUGAAUGCAAUACUAGGACCCAGUGGAAGUGGAAAGACUACGAUGAUGACCAUGGCAGGAUGCAUGUGUGAUUAUAGUAUAAGCACGUAUGGUGAAGUAAGAUUUAAUGGAAAGAAGAAGCAUAAACUGGAUCAUGCGCUGGAUAUUGCAUAUAUGCCUCAGCAUGAUGAUCUGGAGUUGCUAUCUGAGCUGACAGGACGAGAGUUUAUCCAAUUCACUGUUGCUAAGAGUAUGACAGAUGAGAAGCGGAAUGGAAUGACAGAUGAGGAGAUUGUAGAAGACAUAAUCAAUACAUUUAAUAUGAGAGAAUUUACAAAUCGUCCUCUUAGGAAACUGUCUGGAGGACAGCGGCAAAGGAUCAGGAUUGCAGAAGUGCUUGUGCGAAGGGCAGCGUAUACAUUCUUUGACGAGCCUACUACGGGAUUGGAUGCAAAUACUGCGCCUAAUAUUAUCAAAGCGAUUAAGAAUUAUGCAGAGAAGCACAACAUAGGGGUGGUGAUAUCGAUACAUCAGCCGUCGGAUUCGAUGUGUAAGGAAUUUCAUAAUAUUUUUAUUAUGGCUGAGGGAGUUACGGUAUAUGGAGGAUUGUAUGGAAACAGCCUUUUUGAAUGUCUUGACAAAGAAGCCAUGGAGCUACAGGAGCAGGAAGCAAUUGAAAGAGGAGAAAGGAAUGACAAUCCAGUUAGGAUUGCGUAUACUGAUGAAAUAUGUAAAAGCGGGAUUUCUAUGCCUGACUUUAUUGCAUCGAUUACGUCUAAGGAGGUAUCGCAUUAUAAGAAUGAAGAUCUACAAAGACAGAAGGAAGUGAUUGGAAGAUUAAUUAAGGCCAAGAGGAAAAGAGCGAUUGAAAGAGCAGAAGAGUAUAAUACAGUGAUUGGAGUGAAAGAUUACGAUUGUGACAUGAAGCCCAGUAUAUCACAAGUAUGGAACAACAUUGUGACUGGAAUAAAGGUGUAUUUGAGUAAAGCGGGCGUCAUUCAAAGGAUGUUUCUUACUUCUUUGUUUGUUUUGGGGACGAUAAUCAUUACAUAUGCAAUGUUUAAGCAGAAAGUGAAGUAUGUAAAUGGGAUUGAAAUGAUAAUGACAAAAACAACCCCUGAACAGAAAUUUACAGAUACAUUUAUGGGCAUACAUACAGUAUCUACUGAAGGCAUUAUAAUGGGCAUUGAGCCAAAGGGUUUGCGCAUGUUGAUUGGAUUUACUAAAGCGACCAACAUGAUGGUAUUGUUCGCGCUGAUGUCGAUUGGGGUGUAUUUGUAUAUUAAGCAGAUGCUUAGGUACAUUUCAAGGGAUGGAAAGAUAAGGAGGUCAAGCCCUGUGAACACUUAUCUAUCGAUGCUGCUUUUCCAUGCAUGUACGAUGGGAUUGUUUAUAACCAUAGUUAUAUUUUCUAUGGUUGUGAUAUGCACUAAGAAAACGUCGAUAGAGUUUAGUGUAUUGGAGUACCUUAAGUUUUUUGGAUGGAUAUAUGGAUGGGUGAUGCUGACUUUUCAUCAGUUGCUGUUUUUAUGUACUACGCUUAACCUAGAAGGAGGGUCUCCUGGUGCUAUGGCUACGAUAGGAAAAAUAGUAUUUUUCUGCAUAGCCUUUAUAGCAUUUUUUGAAGGAAUUGUUGGACCAAUACUAUCUGGUUUACUUAAGAAGUUUAUGGAUAUAGCUCAAAUCUUUCCAAAAGAAACCGCCGGAAAUAUUUUAAAGCUUACUUUUAAGAGUUGGCUGGGCAGGAUAGCUACUGGAGAUGACAACAUAGUGGAUGUAAGUGGAGAGACGAUGUCGAUUCCCAAUUUGAUACCGCCACUACGAUGUACGUUUUUUACAGGUUUUGGUUUUUUGCCAUCGUGGUUACUGCAAAUAUUGCGAUGGGUUUGGAUGUUUUUGACGCCUAUCAACACGUUUCUGAACUAUGCAAAGUAUAGUUUACUGCCUGCUGAAAUCCAAGAUGUAGUUGUAAAAAAUUCCGGAACUAUUUAUGGGACGAUUCAUCCAAAUAUAAGGUCGCUGGGAUAUGCGUUUUUCUCUGCAUUUGGAUUUGCGGUGUUUAUGAUUGGGUUUUUGUGCGUAUCGACGUGUUUUAUAAUACGAAAUCUGUUGAAUGAUUGCACGCACAACCAAAGAAUUGAAAUCGCCGGGAAUGAUGGUAAGAAGCAGGUAAUUGAAGAGAAAAGAAAAGGUGGAGAAGAACAGCAAAAUCAAGGAGAAAAGGACGAUGAAAAUGAAAAUGAAAUUGAUGAAAACCAAGAAGAACAGGAAAAUGAAAUCAAGGAAAGUACGAAAUCUUGGUUUUCACGCUCAGGGCCAUUGUUUGCAAGCGUUUCAUUUAUAUUGGUGCUUUUUGUAGUGGUAAGCAUGGUUAUUAUUCUUUGCAUGAAUAAGAUUUCGAAUGGAAAUGACAGUAAUGUCAAGAAGUACAUACAUGAUGAAACUAAGAAAAUAAUUAUUAACAACUUGAAGGAUAUAGCAGUAAUAACAUCUAAGGUUAAUCCUGAUCUGAUUACCAAGAUUAUUAAUAAUCACAUAUCAGAAAACAAAGAAGCAACUGAAGAACAGAACGCGGCAAUAACAAACAUCAAUAGUACAAACCAAGAACAGAUAAAGGAAGUGAAGAAUUUUGAAAAAUCAAUACUUCAAAUUAUGAAUGCCAAGAUCGAUAGUAGGGAGCAGAAUGAAAAUCUUAAGGAUACAAAUGAUUAUCGAUGGAAAUCGAUUGAAGCAAGGGACUAUUUUAAAGCUAAUAUUAAGGUUCUGAAAGAAAAUAAUGGUAUGCAAUGGCAAAAAACAGAAAGUAAUAAUGGGAUAGAUGAUCCGACUUUUGAAACCUUUUUAUAUAAUGCGGACCUCCAAAUAGAACCGUUUAUAGAUGAGUAUAAACAUAAGCUUGGAAAGAAAUUAAACCACAAUCUCUUGAACGAACUUAAGGAAAGGAAAAAAGAAUAUAAGGUUGUUGAUGAAAUUAUUAGUGAGAUUAGACAGGAUUGUUCUUUAAUGAAGGGCAUGGAUGAAUUAACUUUCAAAGCUAUUGAAAAGAAUAUGUCGAGAUGCAAGGAUGAAAUGAAGGAAAAUAGAAUAAUGAAGAUUGAUCUAGAAAAAGAAAUCAAAAGGAUUCUGAGUAUUGAUGAUUUGUAUUUGCAUCAUAAAGAUAAGAUAUUUAUUUGCUUGAUGAUGUUUAAAGGAACACGUGAUAUGGAAGAAAUAUUUGAUAUAAUCAGGAGCCAGGAUGGGUAUACUGAAGAUAUGAUUAAUCAUGCUAAAAAAAUGUUUAAAAAGCAAAGGAUGAUUGACAUAGCAGUAGAAAAGAUUGGAUGUCAAUUAAAAGUUCAUAAUAAUUCGUGUGAAGGAAUUGCUAAAGAAAUCAGUAAUGAGAUAAUAGAGUGUGAGGUUGAAGAGCAAAUCAAGGAAGAAAGAAGAAAGGCAGGAGAAAUUACACUUAAUAAAAUUAAAUUAGACAUUAUAAAGCAUACAAUAAUUAAUAGGAUCAAAAAACAGUCAAAAUCAAAUAAUAACAGUAUUAACGAAAAAAUAUUUAAUGAUAUUCAUAACAAUGAUAUAAUAAACUUUAAAAGUAAUGAAGAAAUUGAACUUAAUCAAGAUAAAUAUAAUAGUUUAAAUGGAUUUAAUAAUGAGAAGGAGAAAAAUUUGUUAUUAGGUAUAAUUCAGACAGAGAUAAACAUGCAUAAUAAUGUCAAUUCCGUUAAAUCAAAGAAGGCAGAACAAGAAAAAAAUAUUAAAUCCGUACUUGAAGAAAUUAAAGAAAACGUGAAGAAUAUAGAGGCGGGUUUAAGUCGUUUUAGACGCGGUGGAUUAUUGACUACUAGUAUAAUUAAUCAAUUUAACAAAAGAUGUAAUUUAAUAAAGAACCCCACUAUAGAAGCCAUACUCAUGAUACUUGAUGAAGAAAUAAGAAAGGAGAAAAAUGAAAACUUGAAAAACGAGUUUAAUAAUAAUGGAAUAAAUUUUAAAAACGUUGAAGAGUAUAUUAAAGAAGAAGAAAUGAUUGGUAAUGAAAAGAUAUUUGAAAUAAUCAGAGAAAAGAUCAAUGAGGAGAAACCAUAUGAUAAAAAAAUACAAAGCGCAGUGAAACAAAUACUUGAAAAUAAUGAUGGAGAUGAAUAUGAUAAAAUAACAGAAGUGAUAAAAUCAAAUCUACAAGAAGGGCGUGUAUUUUACAAAAAUAUAAUUGAUGGAGAUUCUCUUGUUGCAAUUAAUCAAGAUGUUUAUUCAAAUAUAUUUCUUAACGCACUUAUAAAUGCUGAGAAUGAGCUUUUUGAGCAAAUGCCUUACUUUGUGGUUCAAUCGAUGAUUUUAAGUAAGACAGGAAAGAAGGAAGCUAGCACGAGUCAGAUUAAUGAUUAUAUUGAUGAGAAGUCAUCAAACUAUAAUGAGUAUUAUGCAGAUGCUUUUGAACAGAUAGGAGGAAUAUGUGGGCUGAAAGGAGUAUUUAAAGCAGGAGGAUAUGAUUUCUCGCAUAGUAAAUAUUUUGCUAAUAGAAACAAUUUUGGUGAAUCAUAUACGAAGUUGGUUGAUGAACUAUAUAAGUUUAUAUCUAAUGAGCAUUUAUCUAAUGAGCAUAUACGUAGUAGUGGAAUUGACAAGUGUUUGCGAUCAAUUGUUGAAUUUUCUCAGAUUAUUAAUCCGCAAAAACAGCGGGAAAUGCAACAAAAAACAGGUGGUACGCGAAAACUUUAUGAAGCUAUGGAUCCUCGACACAAAGAGCUGUUUGAUUUGAUGUUGAGCAAGAACUUUUUUGAUAAGAAUGUAAUUAAUAUAAUUGAUUAUAUAAAUAAGUAUGAAAGUGGUGGUAAGCUUGCAAAAGCAAGCUCUUUUAUGAAAAGUAUGUCCAAUGCCUACCAGACUCUAGACACGCUUUUAAAAGCUGCCGGGAAGAAUCAAAAUAUUGAUAAAUUAUUUAAUAGCAAAGAGCUUAAUGAUGUAAUUGGCAUGUGUGUGGAAUAUAUUUCGAACAAGCAAAAUGAAAGGGUUAAUACAUGGUAUUUACGUGUGUAUUAUGAGUUUAUGGUGAAAGGCUUUAAAACAGAAUUGGAUAAAAUGACUGAAAAGAUAAAUGAAGAGAUAAAUGAAAAGAAAAUGCCUAUGAGUGUCAUUGCUAAUAAAACACCGGGAAGCAAAUCUGGUCAAAAAAAUAUUCUGAAUUAUCUUGCCUAG